This is a messenger RNA of Brassica napus (rape), 2594 nucleotides long. RefSeq names its product sodium/calcium exchanger NCL-like. Gene Ontology annotation, biological process: intracellular calcium ion homeostasis; calcium ion transmembrane transport. NCBI's taxonomy places the organism in Eukaryota, Viridiplantae, Streptophyta, Magnoliopsida, Brassicales, Brassicaceae. Gene Ontology annotation, cellular component: membrane. Bases 646 to 2487 code for a protein of 613 amino acids. Gene Ontology annotation, molecular function: calcium:proton antiporter activity; calcium ion binding. The transcript is spliced from 7 exons. The record is from RefSeq and is a predicted model, not a curated record.
AUGACGAGAUUCAAUAUUAAUGUCACUAACCUUGUUACAAAAAAAGUCAGAAAUUCCACGAAUUUUAUUAACCUAAUGUUGGAAAUAGCAAAUCAAAUCUCUUGAUGAAAGUCUUGUAAUAAGAAAAUAUGAGAGAUCAGAAGAAAUCAAGAAAUAUAAAGACAAAUUACUUGGAUACUUUCUCACUGAAGCGAGUAGAGAGAGAGAGCGAACUCAAACUCACGUGCUCUUGGCCAUGGUGCAUGGAAAAGAUGAACCACGUGCAUGGAGAAAUGUGAGCUGGCAACUAAAACUUACUAUAAUAUUUUUCUUGUCACCAUUCAAUACAUGUUGUUUAAGCGUUUUUCUACUAUAAAUGUUUAACAUUUUAUUAUUCAGUUGAUGGUAAGAAAUAUUAUUUUAGUAAGUAAUGAAGUGCCUACGUUUUAUAAAUUGUUGUAUAAGUACUGUAGAUCUAGUAUAUCUUUAGUAUAUAAGUACAAAACUUUGGUAAGGAUAGUUAUAAUUUCUGAAGUUGAGUUUGUUGUUCUCCUCUGUUCUUUUCUUUUAUCUUCAACCUCAGUCACUUAAUAAAACCCAAAGCAGAAAAACUUUCACAAUUUGAAGUUAUAAGUUAUCUUUUGUUUUCACAAUAAAUCAGCUCAUAUGCAAACAUUAUCUUCUAAGCGGACACCUAUCCAUCCACACUGCCCAUCAAAUCUGUUAUUAUUCUUAAUAUCUCUAGCUCUGACCAUCUCUAGUGUGAGCUCCCGUGUCUUAAGUCCUGUCCCUCUAAAUAACUCGAUCCUGAUCUCUGAUGGCAUCCAUGGCGCCUCGGAGUAUGAGUUUCUCACUCUAGAUCCUCCAAAGAACGUCUCUAAAGCAGCUUGCCUUCAUGUCUACGGGUUUCUUCCAUGUGCAGACAAUAUUGGAGGUUAUGCCUUCCAAGUUUUCUCUUUUGGGUGUCUCUUGGUCAUCGGUGACUAUUUCUUGUCUGAAGGAAGAUCAAAACUCUUUGUAAUCUUCGAGGUCGGUUUCUAUGGUGGUAUUGUCUUCCCUCUUCUUACAAUGUUCCCAAGAAUUGUCCUUAUGCUCUCGCCUGGAUUAUCAGCGACCCAUGAUGAUGCUCUGGCGAUUGUGGGUAGCAACGUUGGUGUUACUGUAGGGUACACAGUUUUUGCUCUAACAAUGCAAUGGGGAGCUUGUGUUGUCUUUGGUUUGACUAGCCCUAGUUCAGGCCAGUCAACCCCAAGAGGAUCAAUCAAAAGAACAACCUCUGAUACAAAGAAUCCAAGAAGAGGGUUUUACAGGACGAAGAUACUGAAAAACAUCGUUGAAGCAAACGUAGAUGCGGAUCCUAAGAACAAGAAAUCUGCAGGGAUUAUGCUUCUCACUCUAGCUCCAUUUCUCAUGGUGACAUUGCCUGAUUUACUUGAUGCACAAGCUUGGAGUGACAUCACUAUUUUGAUCACUCUCAUAAUCACCGUUUCUUCAACCUUCAUCUACUUUGUUUACUCGUAUUUUGAUACGGCAGACCAAAAGAAGAGCUUAGAUAAUGCCAAGUUUGAGCUCAUGUCUGAAGUUCAUAAACAUUUGCAAAGCUUUUCGCCUCGAAGCCUUAUAAGAGAUGGACAACUAACUAAAGAGAGCUUGAAAAGUUUGUUUGAUAAGAUCGAUAGGAACAAAGAUGGGAAGAUUCAAAUCUCGGAGCUUAAAGACUUAACCGUAGAGUUUGGAGUUUAUGGAAGAAUGAAAUGUGACAUCAAUGAGUUUGCAAACACUUUACUUGCUGAUUUUGACAAAGACAAAGAUGGUGAGUUAGACGAGAACGAGUUUGAAGAAGGGGUAAUGAAACUACUGAAUCAAUACAAGUUCGACAACCCAGCAGAUACUCCAAGACAGGGAAACACUUGCAUUUACAGAACGGCAUCAGAUUCCGUGCAUGUCAAGAAUCUGUCUCAAGGCGAGGAAGCUGGAGUUUUAAAGCUGGAGAUGCCAAAGCAAACCCUUGUUGCUAAAUUGCUCUCUUUGAGAACCUUAAAAGCUGUCCUUAAAGUCAUUGGUGGGAUGCUAAUGGUCCUGUUUCUUGCUAAACCAUUUAUGAUCAACAUUAAUCUCUUGUCGGUUACAGCUGGAGUUCCUUCUUUCUACGCUGUAUUUGCAGUGAUCCCUUUGGUUAGAAACUUGAAGAACACGUUAUCUGCACAUUUCUGUCGAAAGAAAGAUAAGGCAAGAAUCGCUUCUGAGAAAUUCUCUGAGAUAUAUAGGGAUGUUACAAUGAACAAUCUCAUGGGAAUGUCGAUUGUAUUGGCGAUUGUAUACACCAAAGGAUUGAAAUGGGAUUACUCAACAGAAGCUCUUCUUGCUGUGGUUGUUGGCCUUGCAAUUGGCUUACCGGCUUAUGUGAGAUCAACUUAUCCGUUUUGGAUUUCUGUAUUGGCCUUUGCUAUGUAUAUCUCCUCUCUUGUUUUAAUCUAUCUCCAUUUUCAUUUGAGAGGUCAGAACUAAAAGCUGUCACCUUUGAGCUCUGAUCAGACUGAGAGUUUAUCAGUUCCAUAUUGCUUUUCAUUUUCAUAAUGUUGAUGAGAGCUUAAUAAAACCUAUGUUCUCUUUGA